Molecule: messenger RNA, 3228 nt
Organism: Peronospora farinosa
Lineage: Eukaryota; Oomycota; Peronosporomycetes; Peronosporales; Peronosporaceae
Source: the annotation of a GenBank genome assembly
AUGUUAGCACGGCGUGGAUACGUCCAGCGUCUUGUUGUAAGGCGUAUAGUGCGCUCUACAAAUGGUUUUUCUCGCGAUAUGAUAGCGCAUUUAAACGUACGUUCUUCUGCGGUUCUAUCAAUGUCUUCAACUUCUUCUAUUUCAUUGUCUAGCGAGCUCCAUCAACGUGUAAAGCUAUUACCUUUGGCUCCUACUUACGAUCCUACAGUUGUAGAGCAAGGAUGGCAAAAUUAUUGGCAACAAGUAUUGGAAUCAAAACCACAGAUAAAGAGCAAUGCUAAAAAUAAGGUGUUUACAAUGCUAUUGCCACCACCCAAUGUCACUGGAGCUCUUCACAUUGGCCAUGCAUUAACCAUUACGAUACAAGAUGCAAUUGCUCGAUGGCAUUGCAUGCGAGGCUUUGAUGUUCAUUGGAUUCCUGGACUGGAUCAUGCCGGUAUUGCUACUCAAAGUGUCGUGGAGAGAAAGCUGAAGAAGGAGCAAAAUGUAUCUCGCUAUGAUUUAGGACGAGAAGCUUUUGUGAAAGAAAUAUGGCAUUAUAAUGACCAAUAUGGAGGCAAAAUUAUGAGCCAAAUUGACCAUUUAGGCGCCAUCGUAAAAAAGACGCAGCCGUUUUUUACACUGGAUAAAAAACGAUCCGAAGCCGUGGUGACUGCUUUUGUCAAAUUAUAUGAAAAAGGACUGAUCUAUAGACGGAGAAGAAUGGUGAAUUGGUGUCCGACGUUACAGACGGCACUUUCAGAUAUUGAAGUGGAUACUGAACAAAUUGAAAAAGCGACGACAAAAAUGUUGCCUGGAAGAGAAAAAUUGGUGGAAUUUGGUGUCAUGCAUCGAAUUCGGUAUCGAGUUGCAGACUCGGACGAGUUCUUGGAAAUCGAUACGACAAGACCCGAAACGAUUUUCGGGGAUGUCGCGGUCGCGGUGCACCCAAAGGACAUGAGGUAUACACAAUUCCACGGAAAGUACGUGAUUCAUCCGUUUUCGCGUGAACGUAUUCCGAUCGUCACGGACGAUGUGCUGGUCAAUAUGGAGUUGGGUACCGGUGUUGUAAAGGUUACUCCAGCGCACGACCCUAAGGACUUUGAGUGUGGCCGUCGCCACGGUCUGCCUGAAAUUGAGGUAGUUGACAAAGAUGGAAAGUUAUGCGGCAACAUCGACCAGCGAUUUGUUGGGAUGGAUAGGUUUGAUGCACGCCAACGUGUUGUCGAAGAGUUGCAGCAAAUGGGCCUCUAUGUGGACAAGUUUGAUCACCCGACUGCACUAUCAAUCUGCUCACGCUCAGGGGACAUCACCGAGCCGCUGCUUAUGCCGCAAUGGUACGUCGAUUGUCGCGCCAUGGCUCAACGCUCAGCUGAUAACGUUCGCAUCGGCAAAAUGUCUAUCGAGCCGAAGUCGCACCAACAUACAUGGUUUUUCUUUUUGGACAACAUCCAAGAUUGGUGUGUUAGCCGCCAGCUCUGGUGGGGUCACCGCAUCCCGGCGUAUCGUUUGAAAGCUGGAGUCACUGGUGCUUCUGAAGGGAGCGAUAAGUGGUUCGUUGCAGCAUCUGUGGGAGAGGCUCGACAGAAAGCUGAAGUUGAACUAGGGUGCAAGCUGCAGGACGCAGAUCUGGAGCAAGAUGUGGAUGUGCUUGAUACUUGGUUCAGCUCGGGUUUACUUCCAUUGUCGGCUUUUGGAUGGCCUAACACUGGCAAUGAUGAAGUAGUCGCGCAGGAUUUGAGCUCUAGCUACCCGUUGGAUUUAAUGGAGACUGGCUCUGAUAUUUUAUUUUUUUGGGUAGCGCGUAUGGCAAUGUUAUGUCAAGAGUUUUCUGGGCGUGUACCAUUCCAAAGAGUGCUGUUGCACCCGAUGGUGCGUGACAAGGCUGGCCGGAAGAUGUCAAAGAGCUUGGGUAAUGUGAUCGACCCGCUGCAUGUAAUAAAUGGUAUCAGUCUUGAUCAGCUACUCUUGGACUUGCAGGGUGGCAACGUCGGGCUGCGCGAAGUAAAAAAAGCGGAAAAGGAGUUAAAGAAAGAGUUUCCGAAGGGUAUCCCUACUUGUGGUGCCGACGCAUUGCGCUUCACAUUGGCCUCGUAUCUUCAGCAAGGCCGACAGAUUAACAUGGACGUGCAGCGUGUCGUGUCAUAUCGUCACUUUUGCAAUAAAGUGUGGAAUGCAGUACGCUACGCUCUACCUUUGUUGGACACAACCGACAAUGACGAUGCAAAGGAUGCGAACACAUCGACGGACCUUUCCCUUUUGCGUGACGAUAUGACUCUAGCAGAUCGUUGGAUCAUGAGUCGGCUGGCUGCAGUCGUAUCGGAGGUGAAUGAUGGAAUCAGUGCAAAUCAGCUUGCAACGAGCGUCGCCGCUAUCCAGAAAUUUUUCGUGCAGGAGUUAUGUGACGUGUACAUCGAGUUCAGUAAGCCAGUACUGUAUGGAAACCGCUUCGAUGAAGAUGCGAGUUCUAAACAAGAACAACGUGCGCGAAAACGCAGUGCUCAAGCAACACUUCACCGAUGCCUAGACUACUCGAUGCGUCUACUGCAUCCUUUUACGCCAUUCGUUACGGAAGAGUUGUGGCAGCGUAUUCGGGAUAGCGACCCACUUACUACGUCUUUGUGCAAGCAGGAUGUUGAGACCUCCAUCUUGUGCUCUGAGUAUCCAGAAGAGUCACACAUGCGUUCGUGGAUCGAUGCAGAUGCUGAAGAGAAGAUGACGCUUGUCAUCGACGUGAUCCAUGGAAUUCGCUCGCUACGCCACACCGUGAAAGUUUUGGCUCCAAAUGCGUCUCCCUCGGGUGACAGCGAUAUUCCUACUGUUGGCAUCGUGUGCUCCAAUACAACUGUACUUUCCGAGCUAAAGGAUGCACAGCGUGACGUCGAGACACAAUGCCGUGUGAAUGUCGACAUUGCUGUUAGCGACGGCGAUUCUUUCUCGCCGCUGGCGUCCCCUCUCGUGCUUACGCACUCUGUGUCGAAUUCUUGCCGAGUAAUGCUAGCUGUCCCGGACGACACGGAGACGACGCAGCGUGUGGCUAAUGAAAUCGCGCGUCUAGAGAAACGUAGGUCGAAGAGUGCCUCUGCUGCUAAAGCCCUCAUGAACCGUCAGCAGGGACCACACUACGCCGUCAAGGUACCAAAGCCCGUGCAAACCCAAGAUGCACAGCGCCUCACACAACUGCAAACUGACCUGAACGCAACGCAAAAGAGUCUAGCUGCAUUGCAUGAGCUCCAGCGACUUUUCUAA